GCUUGUCUCCCUCCUCAUUAACCUCACUGUCGAAGUCAUUACAACCAUAUCAAAGCACAUAUCAAUUUAUUGACCACCCAUCAAAAUGUCUAUGUCUGCAAUUGUCAAAUCUGUCGCCUCUGGUGAUACCCUUGUACUUCGUGGACCACCUGGACCCAAUGGACAACCUCCCAAAGAACGCAUUCUUCAUCUCGCAGACAUCACCGCACCUCGCAUAGGUAGCGCUACCAGGGAAGAUGAACCCUGGGCCUACGAAUCCCGCGAAUUCCUACGCGCCCUUGCCGUCGGCAAACAAAUCCAUUUCCAUGUCACCCAUGCCCUCGGUCCUUCAAAUGAUGGCGGUCAGCGCGACAUCGGCACUGGUAUUGUCGGGGGAGCAGAUGUCGCUUCAGAAAUUCUAAAGAACGGCUGGGGGAAGGUAAAGGAGGGAAAGAGGGACGAAACUGAGGAGGACACUAAGCGCAAGGCGCUGGAGGCGACUGCGAAGGAGGAAGGGAAGGGACUGUGGAACCCAGAGGGGCCGAAGGAACGCAUUGUCAACUAUGCCAUGCCCAUCGAUCCAUACGCAUUCCUGACGGAGUGGAAGGGCAAGCCAAUUGAUUCUCUUGUCGAACAGGUCCGCGAUGGCGACCAUCUCCGCAUACGCUUGCUUCUCGCGGAUGACCAGCAUCAGUUCAUCAAUAUUUCUAUCGCCGGUAUACGCUGCCCACGCUCCACUCCUAAAGAAGGCGAAUCCGGUGAGGAGUACGGGAACGAGGCUCGCUUCUUCAGCGAGUCUCGCCUGCUACAGAGGCAUGUUAAGACAACUUUGCUCUCCCUCCCUGCACCUGCUGCAACACCGUUAAAUGCAACUGCGGCACCGGCACCGCCGUCUUACUUCAUUGGUGUUGUAGUACACCCUGUUGGUAAUAUUGCAGAGUUCCUUGUUCAGGCAGGACUUGCGCAUGUUGUGGGCUGGCAUGCUGGGAUGUUGUCUUCUCUGGGCAUUAUGGAACGUCUUCGUGCCGCCGAGGCAACCGCGAAACAGCAACGUAUCGGCGUUUAUAAGAGUGCUGCCCCCAUCGCCUCCUCAACCGCAACUGGUCAAUCAGCACGUUCCGAUGCCCGCAUAUUUGAAGGCCAAGUAAUCCGCAUAUGGACGGGUGACCAGAUCUCCGUAGUCGAAAAAGCAACCAACAAGGAGCGCAGGAUACAGCUAAGCUCAGUCAGGGCCGCGAGAGCGAACGAUCCGAAGCAAGCGCAUUGGGCGAAUGAGGCACGUGAGUUCCUCCGAAAGAAACUCAUCGGCAAGCAAGUGCGUGUCCAUGUUGACUACAUCCGACCGCCAGAGGGUGAAUAUGAGGAGCGUGAAUGCGCAACUCUCCGGGUUGGCGGUGGUAACGCGAAUGUCGCCGAGCAAUUGAUCGAGAAAGGCUUAGCGACCGCAAUGCGGCAUCGACGUGACGACGAGAACCGCUCUCCCGACUAUGACAAGUUCAUGGCGGCGGAGCAAGCUGCGGUUGCUGCUGCUCGCGGUCUGCAUUCAGCAAAGGAGGUUCCUCCUACUCGUAUUGGCAAUGCAUCGGAAACGCAUGCAAAAGCCGUCCAGUUCCUUUCUUCUUUCAAACGUUCCGGACGCAUCCCCGCGGUAGUGGAGUAUGUUGCAGCUGGCUCUCGAUUCAAACUUGUCCUUCCCAAAGAGAACCAGACUCUCACGCUGGUGCUCGGUGGGAUCCGCGCUCCUCGGACCGCUCGGAACCCUUCCGAGGCAAGUGAGCCCAGUGGACCGGAGGCUCUCGACUUCGCCAACCGUCGCUUCAUGCAACGCGAUGUUGAGGUGGAGUUUGACAAUGUGGACAAGUCUGGUGGAUUUAUCGGUACCAUGUGGGUCAACAAGACGGAGAAUGCGGGCUUAUCUCUCGUCCGCGAAGGAUUGGCAUCCGUGCAUGCGUAUUCUGCUGAGGGGCUAUCGUAUGCUCAGCAGCUGAUUGAUGCAGAGGCUGAGGCUAAGAAGGAAAAGAAACAUCUGUGGUCCAACCAUGUGGAUGAAGCGCCUGUACAACCUGAAGUAAAUGGUGAUUCAAAUGGAGAUGCCACGCCCCACACACCAGAGUAUCUUGACGUGAUGGUAUCCGACAUCCGGAGCAGCCCGACGGGUGCUGCCUUCUCCAUUCAGAUACUCAAGGAUGGAGGCAUUGCCGCGUUAGAGAAGUUGAUGAGUGAGUUCGCGAUCCAUAAUCGGACGGCAAGCUCCGCGCCCGGCUUUGCCCCAAAGAAAGGGGAUCUUGUUUCAGCCAAGUUCAGUGCUGAUGGACAAUGGUACCGGGCAAAGGUUGCACGCUCUUCUCCGGUGAAGAAGGAGGCAGAAAUUACAUUCAUUGAUUAUGGCAACCAAGAGACCGUAGCCUUCUCCCAGAUGCGCCCGUUGGACGGGAAAUUCAAAACGCUGCCCGCUCAGGCAACUGAUGCGCGUUUGAGCUUCGUGAAACUAGUUGGAUCAGAGAGUGAGUAUGGAGAAGAAGCCCUCCAGCGGUUCCAUAGCCUAUGCGAGGGACGUAAGCUCAUUGCUAUUACCGACUAUCGAGAAGGCCCCCUAUUACAUCUUCGUCUGAUUGAUCCCACCUCGGCAUCACUUACCGAUCCCUCCGCGUGCAUCAACGUGGACCUGGUUCGAGAAGGCCUAGCACAGGCCGACAAAAGUUGCAGAUAUCUGUCCUCGAACCCUACGAUUGGUAAGGCAAUCGCCGCUGCUGCGGACGAAGCAAGGCGAGAGCGGCUCGGCAUCUACGAGUACGGUGACGUUUCCGAGGACUGAUUUGUUGUGUUCCAUACUUGAGACGGGCGGCGGAGGGCGGAGAGACGCACCAAUGCUUACGUAAUGCUGAAUGCAUGACCAUGCCAAUCUGGAGUAUUGCGCCCAAUGCCCUGUAGUCAUCGUUAUCCAUCUGUGUUGCCUUCCUGGUAGCCGGACCAUCAAAAUGCAAAUGACAUGUCACAUGUUUGAAACAUUAUU
This is a messenger RNA of Dacryopinax primogenitus, 2992 nucleotides long. RefSeq lists its product as uncharacterized. The record is from RefSeq and is a predicted model, not a curated record. Lineage: Eukaryota; Fungi; Basidiomycota; Dacrymycetes; Dacrymycetales; Dacrymycetaceae. Gene Ontology annotation, cellular component: RISC complex; cytosol; nucleus. Gene Ontology annotation, biological process: mRNA catabolic process; regulatory ncRNA-mediated gene silencing. Gene Ontology annotation, molecular function: RNA binding; nuclease activity. Bases 86 to 2794 code for a protein of 902 amino acids. The transcript has 21 exons.